AUGCCGUCGUCGACCGGUGGGCACGGUUCGCGAUACAGACCACGAUCAACGUCUCCCGGGUGUGUCGAAAAUGUAGUGUCCGCCGCCCACCGUAGCUCUCUUUCAAGCCCCCAUAGGCCUCUAUCCCCUUUCGCGGUAUCGCUCGUUAAUUCGAUUCCGGCAUUGGAGAUAUCUUCAGCAGCGAUGACGACUGUGAACGAAAUCAAGCUUUUCAACCGGUGGUCAUUUGAGGAUGUGCGGGUGGAGGAUAUGUGCCUCGCCGACUACAUUGCGGUCAACCAGAAGCAUGCCGUCUACCUUCCUCAUACUGCCGGUCGUUACAACUCGAAGCGAUUCAGGAAAGCGCAAUGCCCCAUCGUGGAGCGUCUCGUCUGCUCCCUCAUGAUGCACGGCCGCAACAACGGAAAGAAGAUCAUGGCGGUGCGCAUUGUCAAGCAUUGUUUCGAGAUCAUUCACCUGCUUACCGACCAGAACCCGAUUCAAGUCCUCGUUGAAGCCGUUGUCAACUCCGGCCCUCGUGAGGACUCGACGCGUAUUGGAUCUGCGGGAACGGUCCGUCGCCAGGCUGUCGAUGUGUCACCGAUGCGCCGCAUCAAUGUCGCCCUUUACUUGUUGUGUACGGGUGCUCGCGAGGCUGCGUUCCGUUCAAUCAAGACAAUCGCCGAAUGCUUGGCUGAUGAACUAAUCAAUGCCGCGAAGGGUUCCUCGAACUCGUACGCGAUUAAGAAGAAGGACGAAGUAGAGCGAGUUGCCAAGGCCAAUCGCUAACUGUGAAUGUAGCCAGCGAUGGAACCCCGUGGGCGAAAUGCAUUUAUUUGUGAACAGGUUGCGUGUUGUUGCUCGAUCGGAGCAAAGGACCUUCUUCCUAAAUCUUGCGGUCACUACUCUACCUUGGUACCCUCGUUGACAAUAAACGCCUUGGAGAUUGAUAUUUGUCUUUUCUCUGUUCACCGCUCA
Chondrus crispus (carragheen) is the source of this 957-nucleotide messenger RNA. RefSeq lists its product as hypothetical. Gene Ontology annotation, biological process: ribosomal small subunit assembly; translation. The transcript is spliced from 2 exons. The record is from RefSeq and is a predicted model, not a curated record. Lineage: Eukaryota; Rhodophyta; Florideophyceae; Gigartinales; Gigartinaceae. Gene Ontology annotation, molecular function: mRNA binding; rRNA binding; structural constituent of ribosome. Gene Ontology annotation, cellular component: cytosolic small ribosomal subunit; ribosome. The coding region runs from base 1 to 768 and encodes 255 amino acids.